CGAUGUUUCGAUUUUUAUGCAUGCUCAUCAGUUUACCUGGCAUAAUAAUGAUUUCCUCGGUUCCGACUCGGCCCAGAUGGUCCGGAAACUGAAUAGCAAGCAUGUCCUCCAGAACGGCUACAUGAAUCUUCGUUGCCACCUGGAACCCGGGUGUCCGGAUCACAUUCACCCUUACGUGGGAAAGGACUCCCAGGAUAUUCUGGAUGUUCCCGAAGCAGCGGUGAUUGGAAAGGCCUGGGGUCAAUUGUUUCCUCAGGAUCCAGUCCCACCAGUACUUUCCCAACCAUGCUGUGCUCAGUUCGCGGUCAGCGCCGAUCGGAUUCGGCGAAUUCCUCGGCAGCGCUAUGUUGAUUAUCGCGAGUGGCUUUUGGCGACCGAGCUUGAUGAUGAACUAUCUGGGAGAGUCUGGGAGUAUGUAUGGCAGUGGUUAUUUACGGGCCAGCCGGAGCUUUGCCCCGUAGAAACGACUUGCUAUUGUCAAGGCUAUGGGGUUUGCCUUGACCCUGAGGAAUAUCGCCUCUACUACCAGACUCGAGAUGAAGCUCGCAAAUUACAGGAAGAGGUGGUGGAGCUGGAGCUAAAUGAGUCAGGGCUUAUGUCUGAGGAGAGAGCUAUGGAAUUAAAGGAAAGGAUUCAUGAGCUACACGGGCAAAUGAACAAGAUCGAAGCCAAAGCGAGGGGCGAGGAGUUAUAAUUAUCUGACGCCGGUGGGAUAUGGUUGGCUGGAGAUCAAAUAUAACAGGCAGGUUCUGUUAGGUUCUCUUUCCUAUCUUUCCUCAUUCCUUUUCUUCGAGCUCUAAAUGUGUAUUGUUGUGAUCUCAGGGGAAAGAUGGGCAGAAUGAU
Molecule: messenger RNA, 843 nt
Organism: Aspergillus alliaceus
Lineage: Eukaryota; Fungi; Ascomycota; Eurotiomycetes; Eurotiales; Aspergillaceae
Product: DUF3431 domain-containing protein
Exons: 1
Coding region: 17-694 (225 amino acids)
Source: RefSeq, a predicted model, not a curated record